Molecule: messenger RNA, 1362 nt
Organism: Peronospora farinosa
Lineage: Eukaryota; Oomycota; Peronosporomycetes; Peronosporales; Peronosporaceae
Source: the annotation of a GenBank genome assembly
AUGACGGCAGACAAUAAUGACGGAUGGGAUGAGUGGGAAGACGACACUUCUCCAUCGCCACCAUUGUCUUUAACCGGAUCUGACCACUUUGAUUGUAUAGAGAAGACGCAGACGUAUCCAGCCGUGUCAAAUUUAUCUUCAGAUGACGAUAGAAAGUGGGGUUUUGAUCUCUCUGAACUUGAGCAUGAGAUGAUGAAUCUACCUCCAAUAACGCCACAUUUUAGCGAUCCUGAUGCUGCUCAGAGCAAUGAAGAAAAGCUUUUAUUUCUCUAUGACGACGUGCCUAAAGCUCUGCAAAUUGGUAGAGAACGAAUGCAAGUAUUGCAGGCGCUAGCGCUUGUUACACGAGUGCAUGUCCUGGCAGUACGUGGGAGCUGUACCGAGCUAGUAAACCAUGUUGAAACCCCUUUAAAACCAUUAAAACUUAUUAUUAAAGAGUUAAAACAAUUGGCUGGAGAAUGGGGGGAUGAAAAUCAAUUGGAAACGACGUUAAAACCGUCCGAACGACAUCAAUUAGAGAAAAUGACCGAGGUAUUGUAUGCUUCUUUAAGUGAAGAGAACGAGAGUUUGAUGCAAUUCCAAGAGGUAUUCGAGCACCUUUUUGAGACUUUACCAGAUCAGAAGCUAGUGAUGUCUACAAAUUGGUUAAAUGCUGCAGAAAUGGAAGAGACGAAGACAGAAAAGAUGAGUUAUGUGCAGCAAAUUCUAGCUGUUUCCAGUAAUGAAGUUGGUACCAAGAGUCAUAUACCGACAUUGUCCGAUGCUGAAAUUCUGCAGGAUGCAAAGGAUAUUGGACGUGAUGAAUUGUUGAUUAAUGGGAUACGAGUGGGAGGGGCAAAAGGAUACGAUGCAGUAGUGGAUGCAUUGCAACGGGAACUAGAACUUGUGCUUGCACGUCAAGUUGGAAUGACACCUGAGCAGACACCUAUGACUGUAAGCAAUGCUUUGCAGUCUGUCGCUAUGGCUGUGGUGCAUGCAAGCAAUCGUACCGAGUCGGGUGGAUGCUCUUACGAACUGCUAAGCAAGUUUCUAAGCAAUCAUAAGAUGAAUCGAGUACUGCUCCGUCCGGAUUCGGCUCGAGCAGCUCCGUUAGAAGUUUACUUGGAUUUGGGUCCGUAUUUAGAAACCAUUCCUGGAUCGAACGAAUCCAUUUGGGCAUUUGGACUGCGUGUGAAGCUUGUUGCUGUGACGUGGUACCUCCUAUGCGACGCCGAGGACCCGACGACGGAAUUGUACGAGAUUGAAACGACAUUUUGCAAUCGUCUCGCCUUCUCAGUUGGACUCACACCGUUUCAUCCACUUGACACGAUGCGUAAAGAUUGCGGUAAUGUUAUCGUCCGAUUCGUGCGUGCAUGUAAGUAA